GCUGGCGACGUAUUACGCAUCGUUUCUCACGUGAUGUUUUUGGCCUUCCAAAAUGGCGGCGCCCACUGCUGGCCCUUCCGCUCUUCAACCCGAGGGCCGGUAUUGCCUGGUGAGCUGCAUUCCUGCCCGGCUUCGCUCCCCCGAUCUCCGCGCCUACUUCAGCCAAUUCAUCGAGGCCGGCGGCUUCCUCUGCUUCCAUUUCCGUCACCGUCCCGAAGGCGGAGAGCGGCCCGAGGUCCCUCCGCGGCCAGGGCCGACUUGUUGCUGCUUGGUCGUGGUGCGGUCCGGCUGGUCGCGGCGUUUGCUUCGUAUGUACUCGGGCAAGCGCUGGAUUGACAGGCAGGGAGAAACUGUCCCCGGCCGGUGCCUCAUAAGAAGGGUUCGCGUUUCCCCGGACAGAGAUGCGGGCACAUUUCCCUAUAAAACCAAAAAGGAGCACUGCAGGACAUCAAAAGAAACAUUCACUCAGGAUGAUUUAAGACUCCUGCCUGAACUGAAUCCUCCUGCUUUCAUGCCUCAUGGCAAUGUAGGGACACCCAUGAGAGUCUUCUUGGAUCUCAUCAAAGCCUGCCGUAUGCCUUCUAGGGUUAUCAGAAAGUUGCAAUUACAGUUCCCAAAGACUGGGUCUUCCCGCAGGUAUGGAAAUGUGCCAUAUACGUAUGAGGAAACGGAGACUGUUGUAGAAGAAGAGCGAGUCUACACAUCUACAGGAGAGGAAAUAACAGAAGGGGAACAGCUUCUGGAAGGAGAAAUGGCCAAUCAAGGCUGUGCCCCAGAAGAGGGAGAUUGGGAAGAACCAGAGAAGACAUCACAAGAAGAGUCUCCAUUGGAUAGCGAUGCUGAUGAUGACAGAUGCGAGGAAUGGGAGCGACAUGAGGCUUUGCAUGAGGACGUCACCAGCCAGGAGCGCACAAAGGAACGUUUGUACGAGGAGGAGAUUGAACUUAAAUGGGAGAAAGGAGGCUCCGGUUUAGUCUUCUAUACAGAUGCACAGUAUUGGCAGCAAGAAGAAGAAGGAGAUUUUGAUGAGCAGACGGCAGAUGACUGGGAUGUGGACAUGAGCAUCUACUAUGACAAAGACGGUGGUGAUAAGGAUGCUCGGGAUUUGGUCAAAAUGCGGUUUGAGAAGAGACUUCGAGAUGGAUUGGAGGAUGGAUCGGUUCUGGGCCAGCCGGUUGGGAACUUUGAAAAAUAUACUAAGGGUAUUGGCAGGAAAGUGAUGGAGAAACAGGGAUGGACGGAGGGCCUUGGUCUUGGAAGCAGCAAUUCAGGGAUCGCUGAAGCCCUGGGCAAUGAGGGCCAGCACCCCAAAUGCAAGAGAGGAUUGGGGUACCAUGGCGAAAAGCUGCAGACAUUCAUCAAGCCCAAGAAACCACGUCAGGGUGGCUGCGGGCUGAUCUCCACCAUCUACGAUGAGCCCCAUCCUGAGGACAGAGAAGAGGAACUACUUCGGCGCCAGCUACCAAUCAGCUUGAAAUAUCGCCAAGAUACAGCAUUCCUCCAUACCGUGCAUGGAGUUUCUCAGAGCUUCAAUUCUUGA
Molecule: messenger RNA, 1540 nt
Organism: Pogona vitticeps (central bearded dragon)
Lineage: Eukaryota; Metazoa; Chordata; Lepidosauria; Squamata; Agamidae
Gene: GPATCH3
Product: G-patch domain containing 3
Biological process (GO): negative regulation of type I interferon production; negative regulation of RIG-I signaling pathway; positive regulation of DNA-templated transcription
Molecular function (GO): nucleic acid binding
Source: RefSeq, a predicted model, not a curated record